Rhopilema esculentum is the source of this 2285-nucleotide messenger RNA. RefSeq lists its product as uncharacterized. NCBI's taxonomy places the organism in Eukaryota, Metazoa, Cnidaria, Scyphozoa, Rhizostomeae, Rhizostomatidae. The record is from RefSeq and is a predicted model, not a curated record. Gene Ontology annotation, molecular function: nucleic acid binding; RNA helicase activity; ATP binding.
UAACUGUGAUCACAACAACAACAUUUUAAAGAAAAACGUGCUACCGGCCUACGACGACCGAGGUUUCGAAGCAAAUUUACUUGUUUAAAGUAUGGAUCCCCACAAAAGACACCUCAAAAAGUUAAAAAGACUUCAAACUGUAAGAAAGCAGAAGCUCAAAGAAAAAAAGAAAGAGUUAAAAAAGACAAAAAGGAUAAGCAGAGAUGGUGAAAACGGAAACGUUGCCGAAGAAGAAGACAGUUUUUCGAACGACGUUACUCCUGGGGAAAAAGAAAACAUCGUUGAGAACACUGCUUCAGAAAGUGCAGGAAAGAAUCAAAUGCAAAAAAGAACUCGAGAUGUGGACAUCAAAGAUGCCAUAGAGAACACAGACUCAAAGAAGGCAAAGGCAGAAUCAAGUUGCACAAUUGAUGCUCAAGAGGAGAAUGAAGAUAGUGAUGAAAAUCAGAGCUCUGAAACAGAAGAUAAAAAGGACAACACAGAAACUAGCACUAUAUCAAAUGAAUCAACUUUACCACCAAGCCAAGAGUUUCAGUCUUUAAAAGACCUUGUUUCUGAAAAGUCUUUACAAGCAAUCAGAGAAAUGGAAUUUACUAAAAUGACUGAAAUCCAAUAUAAAACAGUAAUGCCUUUACUAGCUGGGAGGGAUCUACUUGGAGCUGCAAAGACAGGGAGUGGGAAAACCUUAGCAUUCUUAUUGCCUGCCGUUGAGCUCCUUUACAAAUUGAACUUCAAACCAAGAAAUGGAACUGGUGUAAUAAUCAUAUCUCCAACAAGAGAAUUAUCACUUCAGACUUUUGGGGUUUUGAGAGAUCUCCUGGUACACCACCAACACACUUUUGGUAUUGUUAUGGGUGGGGCAAACAGAAAAGCAGAGGCUGAAAGGCUCCAAAAAGGGGUUAAUAUUUUAGUAGCUACACCUGGAAGGCUGCUAGACCAUCUGCAAAACACCUCGGGGUUCAUUGUGAAAAAUCUCCAGUGCUUGAUAAUAGAUGAAGCAGACAGGAUAUUGCAAAUCGGAUUCGAGGAAGAAAUGAAGCAAAUUGUCCGACUGUUACCAAAGAAGCGACAAACAAUGUUGUUCUCUGCAACGCAAACUCGCAAAGUUGAAGACCUUGCGAGAUUAUCAUUGAAGAAAGCACCAUUAUAUGUUGGUGUGGAUGAUCAUAAAGAUUCUGCUACUGUAGAGGGUUUAGAGCAGGGCUACAUCGUCGUGCCUUCUGAAAAGAGAUUCCUGCUUCUGUUCACUUUUCUGAAGCGAAAUUCAAAGAAAAAAGUGAUGGUUUUUUUCUCGUCGUGUAAUUCUGUAAAGUACCAUGCAGAGCUUCUGAACUAUAUCGACAUCCCCGUUCUUGAUAUCCACGGAAAGCAAAAACAACAAAAAAGAACAAGUACUUUCUUUGAAUUCUGCACAGCAGAUUCUGGGAUUUUACUUUGUACAGACGUGGCAGCUAGAGGCCUUGAUAUUCCGGAAGUGGAUUGGAUUGUCCAGUAUGACCCGCCUGAUGAUCCAAAGGAAUACAUCCAUCGAGUCGGUAGGACAGCACGUGGGGUUGAAGGAAAAGGCCGCGGGCUGCUGUUCUUGCUACCAGAGGAACUUGGUUUCUUACGAUAUUUAAAACACGCAAAGGUCACCCUCAACGAAUAUGAUUUUUCUCAAGCCAAAAUAGCUAAUAUUCAGUCGCAGUUGGAAAAAUUAAUAUCGAAAAAUUACUACCUCAACAAAUCAGCGAAAGAUGGCUAUCGUUCCUACAUCCAUGCUUAUGCCUCACACCAGCAUCGGAAUAUAUUCAAUGUUGACAAAUUGGAUCUGCAAAAGGUUGCUUUGUCCUUCGGUUUCAGUGUACCUCCAAGUGUCAACUUCAAGGUUCAUGCAAGCAAAGGAGAAAAAGUUAAAAAGAGAGGAGGCACUAGUUUUGGAUUCCAGAAUAAAAAGCGAUUUGAAAAGGCCAAGCACUUUAAACCUAAAUCAAUUUCCGAUACACGGCAGUUUUCUAGAUAGCAUUCUGCCUAACUUCCCAAUUCAUACUUCGUUGCCAUACUUCAGAGGAACUGUUACAUUUGACUAAGAAUUUACUUCUUUCAAAACCAGUUUGCCUCUAAUAUUACGUUUUUGCAACCUUUUUUACUCCCUAUAUCGACCAUCUUUCAUUUGCUAUUUUUCCUCUAAAGUAAGCACUUUUCUCGCCUUAUAAAGAAAUGUUUUUAAAGAUCUCAAUGUAUCUAUCAUACUUUAACAAAGUCCUGUUAUUUUCGAAUCUUUAUGAAAAUCUUUAUUAUGAAAA